AUGGAUAAAAUAACUUCAAAACGAAUUAAAAAUAAUGUUUUAAAAAUUGAAAAAAGUUGUAAUGGUGAAAAGAAAAAUUUAAACAAAAGAAAAGUAAACAUGAAUAAAAAAAAAGGUGUUUUUACAAAUGAAUUGAAAAAUGAAGAAACUAUUAAAAAAAAUUUAAAAAAAGUUAAAAAUGACAAAAUUUCGAAGAAUACAAAAGAAAAAUUAGUAUCGACCUAUUUAAUUAACACAAGAAGCAAAGAAAAUCUUAAAAAAGAAACAAUAUUUAAAGAAUUAGAUAAAGAAAAAAGAAUGGCUAAUGUAAAUAGGGCAGCUUCAUUUAAAGGGAGAAAAAUUAUUGUUCAAGAUGAAAAUGAUUUAAAUGUUUGGGUAAAUAAUAAAAGUGAUAGUUUGAACAAUUCAAAUUAUAAUAUGAUAAACACUUUCCAAAAUGAUAUUAAUAAUGAUAAAUAUAAUAAUUUAAUAACGAAUAAUAAUAAUACUAAUUCUAAUAAUAAUAAUAUUAAUGAUAACAAAAAUGUGUUAAAUCAAAAUAAUUAUAUAAAUAUGAAGAAUAACAUAGAAUACAAUUUGUUGAAUUAUAAAAAAUGUAAAUUAGACAAAAUUCAUUUACAGAAUUUUAAUAUGGAUAUUUAUAAAUCAAAAAAUGAAGAAAGUGUUGAAAAUAAAAAUAAAACAUAUAUUAAUGAUAAUGAGUACAUAAUGGAUAACGCAAUUCCAUUAAAAGAAAACAAUUUGAAAAAUAGUAAUAUUUUAGAAAUGAGUAAUAAAUCUUUUAAAAAUUCAAAAGGAUUCAAUGAAAUAUAUGACAUAAAUAAUUCAGAAACAUCCCUUUUGUUAAGUAGAAAUUCCAUUUACACAUAUAAAGAAGAUAAGGUUGAUAAUAACAUUAUGAAUAAUAAUAAUAAAAAUAAUACUAGUAUUAACAAUGAUAUUAACAUCUUAAAUAACAAUGAUAUGAAUAAUAAUAAGAAAAAUAAUAUGAAUAGUAUAAGUACUGAGGAGGACUCAAUGGAGAAAAACGAAUGUAAAAAUGAAGACGGUUUUAUUUAUAAAUAUAAAGAAAGAAAUAAAGAAUAUCUUGAUUCUAUUAAUUUACCAUUUAAUAAUAAAAACGAAGAAAAUAAAUAUUUAUUUAUGAAUUCUAUUCAAAAUAAAAACAUAUUAAAGAAUAGCAAAUAUAAUGAUGAGUUAUUCUCUAAAAAUUUAAUGAAUUUUGAAAAUUUUUGUUCUUAUAAAUUUAAAAAAAAUAUAAAUAAUAACAUAAUUAAUAAUAUUUGUAAUAUGUACGAAGAAGAUGAAAACUUUAAUGUUUUCAUUAAUAGAAAAAAAAGAGAAAAUGCUAGACUAAAAGAUGACUUUUUAAAGUUUAAAUCAAAUUCCUUUCUCACAUUAACAAAUGAUCAUUUUGAAGGAGAAAAAUUGUUUAAAAAACCUAAAAUUUCGUUGUAUAAUAUUUUGAUGAAAAAAAAUAAAUUUGAAGAAAUAUCAAAAAUAGAAAACAAACAAGACGAUAAAAUAUCUAACAUACUCCUAAAUCAUCAAGAUUUACUAAUAAAUAAAAGAGAAAAAAUAAUUAUAAAUAAUGACCUGAACACAAAAAGUAUAAUGAAAAAUUAUAUUAAAAAUUUUUGGUGCAUUAGUAAAAAAGAAUUUUUUGGAAAAUAUUCGGCUUCUUCUUUAAAAUUAGAAAAUAGAGAAGUUGAAAAGUUAAAAGAAUUAAUUCCAUUUAGAGAUAAUGAAAAUUAUACUAUUGAUGAUCUUUUUAAUGAAAAUAAUAAUAUUAUUGAGGAAGAAUUUCUCAUAAAAGAUUACAUAACUGAUGAAAAAUUAAAAAAUUUUAGUCUAGAUUUAAUAGAGGGUUUUUUAUAUGAUAAGCAAUCUUUAUAUGAAAGAGAAAUGAUAGAGAAUGAAAAAAUAUUUACUCAUAUUUCUUUUAAUCAUAAAAAUUACGAUGUAAAAAUAGAAAAAUUAUUAAAUUUAUUUCCUAGAGAUUUUAUGAAAAAAUAUAAAAUUGUCAAAAAAUUAGGAGAAGGAGUCUACGGUAAGGUAUUUAAUGCUGAAUCAUUAGAUGAUUCUUACUUAAGUUUUGCUAUUAAAGUUCUUAGAUACUUCUGGCCUAAUUUUAAAUAUAAAUUUGGUUCUGAAGAGUUUGCAAUAAAUGAAUUUAAUAUUAUGAGAAUUUUGUUCCAUCCUAAUGUUGUCUGUUUGCUAGACAGUUUUCGAGUUCACACCUAUAGAAAGGGGAAAAUGAAAGCUCAUCGAAAUCAGAAAACAAGAAACGAAAAUUUAUCGGCAGAAUAUGAUUUUAGUUUUCAGAGACAUCGAAAAGCAGAAAGAAUUCAAUAUUCUCCAUCAUUUGAUACUAUAGAAAGAAACAAUAAAUAUUUAAAUUUAAUUACAAAAAAUUAUGUAACUAUUGAAGACCUAGAGAAAGAUUUAGUAAUGUAUAAUAUAGAUAAAGAUAAUUUAAAUGAUAUAAAAUUUAGUACUUCUAAUAGGAAUAUUAAAAGUUUAAGAAGUUAUAAUAAUGAUAUCAGUCAUAACAGUAAUAGUCAUAGUUAUUCUUCUACAAUAUGUAAGAAAGAUUUAAAAAAAGAGAGAAGUAAUGAUAUUUCUUCUAGUCAUAUUAAAAAAAAAAUGAAAAUAACGGAAUAUAAAAAUUAUAUGAAUAAAAAUGAGUCAACUAAACUAAAAAAUAAAAGUAUAGAUAAAUUAAAAUUUAGAAAGCAUUCAAAAAAGUUAAAAAAAAUUGAGAGUAAAAAUAAUGAUUAUAUUGAAAAUUGGGACUUGUUCCUAGUAAUAGAAAAGUGUGACUGUAGUUUAAAUGAUAUUUUAAAUAAAGCAAAAAAAAAACAUUCAUUAUUUAUUCAGCAUAUUAAACAAUGUACAGCACAAUACUUACCUAGUGAAAGAAUAGAUAUGUGUUAUGAUCAUAUACAUAAUUAUGUAAAAUAUGUUUAUUUACCUUUGAAAAAAAUAGAAAAUCGUUCUUUUUAUCCUGAAGUGCCAUCUUUAACAGAAAUGCAAACAAAAGUAAUCAUAUAUCAAAUGUUACAAGGUAUAAAUCAUUUUCACAAAAAGUUUAUUAUACAUAGGGAUAUAAAACCUGCCAAUACACUUAUCAAAAAUAUUCAGUAUUUAUCAGAUGGUUUAAAUGAUUCUAAAGAAUGGAUAGUAAAAAUUGCUGAUUUCGGAUUAGGUGUAUAUGAUCAUUUCUUAAAAGCAGAAACAAAAGAUUGUAAUAUUAUCACUUUACAAUAUAGACCACCUGAAAUUUUAUGUAAUAGUACUGUUUAUAAUUACUCUGUUGACAUAUGGUCAGUUGGUAUAACUAUGUGUGAAUGCUUAUUAGGAUUUGUUCCAGUAACAUCUAAGUUCGAAUCAUCUGUUUUAUUUAAAAUUUUAGUUUUUAGGGGAUUACCAGACCAAGAAUUUGAUGAUUUACUAAAAAAAGAAUUUAUUGGUGAAUUACCAAAAUUUAAAACUGAUAGAAUUAAAAUGCUAAAAAUUAUUUUCACUGAUAUAUAUGGAAGAAGAAUUUUAGGUGAUGACGGUAUUGAUUUAAUUGAUCAAUUUUUAAGCUAUGAUUAUAAGAAUAGAAUUACAGCCAAUCAAGCAUUAAAACAUAAGUGGUUUAAAGAUGUUCAUCUCUAUUUAAAUGAAGAUUUAUUGAGGUAUUAUAAAAAAAAUGGCACUUACUAUUUUUAA
Messenger RNA from Plasmodium relictum, 3717 nucleotides. It is a transcript of the gene CRK4, whose product is annotated as cdc2-related protein kinase 4, putative. Gene Ontology annotation, cellular component: nucleus. Gene Ontology annotation, molecular function: ATP binding; cyclin-dependent protein serine/threonine kinase activity. The record is from RefSeq and is a predicted model, not a curated record. Gene Ontology annotation, biological process: protein phosphorylation. NCBI's taxonomy places the organism in Eukaryota, Apicomplexa, Aconoidasida, Haemosporida, Plasmodiidae. Bases 1 to 3717 code for a protein of 1238 amino acids. The transcript has a single exon.